This is a messenger RNA of Polyodon spathula (Mississippi paddlefish), 4765 nucleotides long. RefSeq names its product collagen, type XXVIII, alpha 2a (gene col28a2a). Bases 141 to 3818 code for a protein of 1225 amino acids. The record is from RefSeq and is a predicted model, not a curated record. NCBI's taxonomy places the organism in Eukaryota, Metazoa, Chordata, Actinopteri, Acipenseriformes, Polyodontidae. The transcript has 36 exons. Gene Ontology annotation, molecular function: serine-type endopeptidase inhibitor activity.
ACAGGAUCGGAGAGAUAACUCAAUAUACAAUAACCUCACUGCUAGCAAUAUACAACUUGCACUUUAUUUAUACGUUUUUUUCUUGUGUCAGCUGGAUUCAGAAUUGCAUUGUGUGGUGGGAGAUUUCUUGAAGGAAGACAAUGUCCCCCAAAAUUGCAUGGCUCCUGUUGCUAAUAGGAUUUCAGGCAGUUUUUUCACAGGACUAUUAUGAGGAGAGAGAAUUAUCCAAAAAUCUGAAAAACAAACUGACUUCAAGUACAGUACAAAAGCAUAAUGGCCAAGCUCUUUUAGAUGAAGAUUGCACAGUAGAGCUGGCUUUCCUGGUGGACAGUUCUGAGAGUGCCAAAGACAACCAUGAGCAGGAGAAGAGAUUCACCAUGGAGGUGGUAGAUAAGCUCCACGGCCUGAGACUGAGUUCAGGACGUGGAUUGAGUUUGAAGGCGGGCUUGCUCCAAUACAGCAGCCAUGUCAUCAUUGAACAAACAUUCAGAGAAUGGAGAGGGCCUGAGAACUUCAAGUCCCGCAUUGCACCUAUUGCCUUUAUAGGACAUGGCACCUACACAACCUAUGCCAUUACCAAUCUCACCCAGAUCUACUCAAAUGAAGCCACGCAGGGAAGUGUGAAGAUUGCAGUGCUUUUGACAGAUGGUGUGUCCCACCCUAGGAACCCUGAUAUUUUCUCUGCCACGGCCGAUGCCAAGAACCAGGGAGUCAAAUUCUUCACUGUUGGGAUCACUAGAACAGCUAAAGAGCCUUCUAACAUUGCUAAGCUACGCUUAUUAGCCAGCUCUCCAGCAUCCAGAUUCCUCCUCAAUCUCCAAGAUACUGGGAUUGUGGAUAAAAUCAUCCAUGAAGUGGUAACAGUAGCUAAUGAAGGGUGCCCACUAGCUCAGAAAUGUGCCUGUGAUAAGGGAGAGAGAGGCCCAAGUGGUUCACCUGGGAAAAAAGGUCGACAAGGUGAUGAUGGAGCCCCAGGUCCAAAAGGACAUAAGGGUGAUGGAGGAUUGAGUGGUCUUCCAGGACGAGAUGGAGCAGAGGGCAAACCUGGCUACAAAGGAGAAGCGGGUGAAAGGGGAGAAUGUGGAACUCCGGGAAUUAAAGGAGACAGGGGACCUGAAGGUUUAGCUGGUCCAAUAGGAGUCAGAGGUCUACAGGGACCUCCAGGCCCACUUGGAGAUCCAGGACCUGAGGGAAUGCUAGGAAGGAAGGGUGAGCGGGGUCCUGCUGGGCCGCCAGGAAUUCAAGGGGAAACAGGAAUCGGAUUCCCUGGUCCAAAGGGUGAUAUUGGUUUGCAAGGCCGACCAGGUCCGGUUGGUCCACCUGGCAUCGGUGAGCCUGGAUUACCAGGACCUCCGGGGCCACAGGGUGUCCAGGGAGAGAGAGGGCAACAAGGAGAGGGCUUACCUGGACCAAAGGGAGAUCGUGGGUUUGAGGGACCAAGGGGAACCCGUGGACAGCCGGGCGUUGGUAUCAAAGGAGAAAAGGGUGAGUUCGGGCCUUCUGGUUUACCAGGGCCUAUUGGUUUACCAGGAGUGGGAAUUCAGGGUGAAAAGGGGGUUGAAGGGCCAAGGGGGCCUCCUGGUCAGAGGGGUCCUGCAGGGGAGGGCUUUCCUGGAUCAAAGGGUGAUCAAGGUUUGCCAGGAGAAGUUGGGUCUCCAGGAGAAAGGGGGGUUGGAGAGUCUGGACCAAAGGGUGAACCAGGAGCAAUGGGAUUUGCAGGUGUCCCUGGUCUUCCGGGAGAAGAUGGAGCCCCUGGACAAAAGGGUGAAUCGGGUUUGGUUGGCAUCAGAGGCCCUGAGGGGAAUCCAGGAAUUGGAAUUCCAGGAGAGAAGGGCGAUCAAGGUCAGAGGGGUGUUCGUGGGUUGCCAGGACCUUCAGGAAUUUCUGGUCCAGCAGGCGCUAAGGGUGAACCAGGUGUGCCGGGACGUCUUGGGAUGCCUGGCCAGCCGGGACGUCCUGUUAUGGGACCAAAGGGAGAUACAGGCCCACAUGGUCCUCCGGGCCCUGUAGGAGAGACAGGAUAUGGACUUCCUGGUCCCAAGGGUGACCGUGGCAACCCUGGGCCCCUAGGGCCAUUUGGACCCAAAGGGGAAGGAUACCCAGGCCCAACUGGCCCCCCAGGGCCACCAGGUCUUCAAGGGGAACAUGGACCAGAAGGAAUUGGACUACCAGGAUCGAAGGGUGAUAUUGGCUUCAGAGGACUUCCGGGUCUUCCUGGUCCACCAGGUGAAGGACGGCCAGGACCAAAGGGUGUUCUUGGACGAACAGGACCACCUGGUCCUCAGGGGCCCCCAGGGGAAGGCAUACAGGGACCUAAGGGUGAACAUGGACCACAGGGAGUCACUGGGCCAAGGGGGCCUCCAGGAGAAGGAUUGACUGGGCCUAAGGGUGAUCGUGGUUCCCAAGGAGAAAGAGGAAGAAGGGGUGAUAAAGGAGAUGGUGGUGAUCCUGGAGUUGCUGGAGAAUCUGGCAGACCUGGUGCAAAAGGUGAAGCUGGUCUCACGAGGGAAGACAUCAUUAAACUGAUUAAAGAGAUCUGCGGCUGUGGUGUGAAAUGUAAAGAAAGACCUAUGGAACUUGUGUUCGUGAUUGACAGUUCAGAAAGUGUGGGACCAGAAAACUUUGAGAUCAUCAAGGAUUUUGUAACCGCCCUCGUCGACAGAGUUACUGUGGGCAGGAAUGCAACAAGAAUAGGUCUUGUGCUUUACAGCUUGGAAGUCCAUUUAGAAUUUAACCUUGCCAGGUACAUGACAAAACAAGACGUCAAACAAGCAAUCCGAAAAAUGCUGUACAUGGGAGAAGGCACUUACACAGGAACUGCUAUCCGCAAAGCCACUCAGGAAGGGUUCCACAGCGCCCGGCCUGGCGUGAGAAAAGUAGCCAUCGUCAUGACAGACGGACAGACAGAUAAGAGAGAAUCUGUUAAACUAGAUAUAGCUGUGCGAGAGGCCCAGGCAGCUAAUAUUGAGAUGUACGCCCUAGGAAUUGUGAACACCACAGACCCAACACAAGCUGAAUUCUUACGUGAACUGAACCUGAUCGCUUCCGAUCCUGAUAGUGAGCACAUGUAUCUCAUUGAUGACUUCAAUACUUUGCCAGCUUUGGAAUCCAAACUUGUCAGCCAGUUCUGUGAAGAUGAAAAUGGAGCUCUGGUUUACAAUCGUAUUACAAAUGGAUAUGGCAACGGUGGGGGCUACACUUACGAAGAAUAUCAAAAUAAUGUGAAUGCAAGAGUUUCCAACCAAGGAGGAGGAGGAGGAGGAGGAGGGGGAGGAGGAGGAGAAAGGGUGCAGCUUGUACCAGUGAACCCCCACCCAGCUGUAUCUGUCAACAUAGGCAGGCCUCCACCAAGCACAGUACAGAACAAAGUGGAAGAAGACUAUGAAGAAGACUAUGAUGAGGAGAUUGAACCAGUGCAUAUACCAUCCAGCUCCUUUGUCAAUUCAAGAGACAGUGGCAUUUCAGCCGUCGAUAGACCUCCAGUCCUUCCUGUGAGACAGUCUUUGUCUUCAUCUCAGUCCUCCUCCUCAUCCUCAACAUCUUCUUCUGUUGUCAUUUCAUCAGGCUCCUCUUCUACUGUGAAAGUUAUACCUGCAGUGAAGCCAGUUCUACCUAAAGAGUUUGCAGCUCUGGAUCCCCGCUGCGCUUUAGGUUUGGAUCAGGGUCCUUGUCGUGAAUACAAUAUCAGAUGGUAUUAUGACAAACAAGCUAAUGCCUGUGCUCAGUUUUGGUUUGGUGGGUGCAAUGGAAAUGGGAAUCGUUUCGACACUGAAGAUGAAUGCAAGAAAACUUGUGUGUUGACACGAGGAGACAACUGAAGUGGAUCCACAGAUCAUGUGAACAGAAAUAAAGUGACACACCUGAAGAAAACGUUUUGCUAUCAAUUUAUUUUGCUAUAAACAAUAUUUCACAAGUGUUAAGCAUUUAAUUAUGCAUACUUUCAAUUUAUAGUCUGUGUAACAAACACUUCUCAGGGCUUAUUUUCAAAGAAAUAUUGUAAAACUGUUUUUGUUCAGGUUCAGAUAUUCAUAUUUUUAAUUCAGGGACCAUAACUCAAAGAGGUUGUCAAUAAGCUGUAUCACGCAUAUGAUUUUCCUGUUACAAUUAAGGUCUUAAUUAAUCUUAACACAAGAAAUGUUCUAUCAGCUAACAUAGUAGCAAGUUCAUGGCAUAUCCACCACAUAUAGAAGUUUGGUGCAUGGUGCCAUAGAACAAGGACAAUAUGUGGUGUUGUAAAGCAGCACUGUAGUUUUUUUUUUUUUAUUAAUCCACCCCUUACAAAUGUUGUUUAAACCAAUGGCCUUGUAAUUCUGCAGGGUUUAUGAAGAAGAAAGAUUCUGCUUCUUAAAUCUACAGGUAAUCCCUGAUAAUGGCAAAUCGCUUCGGGCAAAAAAUUAGAUUAACAAAUACGUAGUUUUGACUGUUUGAAUUAGAAAUUUGUAAAAAAAAAAAAAUAUUUCAUUAGAUGUGAUUUCAUAAGUUGUUGGCAAUGUCAAUCGUUAAAUCUAAAAUUAAAUCAAUAAAUUCAAUUUUCUGAUUAGUUGUGGAUCUUUAAGGGUACAACUAGCUUGCCACAAUAAGUUGGUUUUAAAAUGUGUGCAUACAAUAUGUAUUAGUUUAGUAGGACAGCACAUAAAUUUGAUGUAGAUACCACUUCAAAAAACACAUUGUGUACUUGCAUUCACAUAUGAAUUUUGUCUUAUUGUACAUGUUGUGAUGUUUGUAUGGUUCAUGAGAUUUGUUAUGAUAUUUUUUUUUAAUUUUU